CACCCAUCAUCCCUCCAUCUUCCUGCAGGACCCAUGCUGAUGAACUGCUACACUAAUCAGAGUUACUACGUCUUCCUGCAGUCGUACUUCAUGGGUUUCCAGUUCCCUUCUCUCUCCACCUUCCUGUCCCUCAUGCCUCCAGCCCGCAUGCCAGAGCUCCUGAACUCCCUGUCUCCAGCAGAGCUAUCUAACUUCCUGAAUCACCCUGGCACUGUGGACAAUCAAACUCAACUGUGCGAACUCUUCAACAACUACAACCAAACAGAGAAGUACCUGCAAAGUGAGCCUGUUUUGUCCUCAGCUCUGGCCAGCCAGACGUUGGAGUGUGUGUGGCCUCAAGCUAUCAGUGCCUCAUCUCAGGCUGAUGUGGACAGAUGGUUUAGUGUCAUGCAAGUCCAAUACUUGCCCUACCUCAGCUCUCAGAUGAUCAGCUCCACCCAGAUGUCCGGGGCCUCCUGCCUUGCCUUCCGCAAAUUAGUGUCUGUGAUGGGAGGUUAUAACUUUAGCAAGGCAGAUUUUACCAUGAAAGACAUCUAUGUCACCAUCCAGACCUUCCUGACCACAGCAACCCCACCCAAAUGCUACAACCACUCAGACCCUGUGCUGAACUCCACUGCCUGGUUUUAUCAGUACAUCGGAGUCUUCAUCACCUUCAUCACUGUGAAUGACCUGCAACAGUUUGGAGGUGUAAAUCUGGAGCAGUUCACUCCCAAUGCACAGAACCUUGAACUGUUCAGAAAGAACAACGUUAGCCAAGACAUCAUCACUGUCUACGCAAAUAUGUUGUUUGAUCUCAAGCCGGACUUCAGCAUCAACCUUCUCCCCACACAGUUGUGGUGUUCCGCUCCAGCAGGUGCAUUCUCAAACCUGACUCAAAAUGAUACAAUGACCAUCAACAAAGUUCUACAACAGCAGUGCACAGUCAUAGAUUCUACUGUAUCUGCUGCACUAGCAAGUAACGUGGACGUCCUGACGCCAGCCACCAUUUCGAGUUUGGGUAACUCCAUCACCGGUCUUAGUGUUGGUCAGAUUGAAAGUUCUAGCCCCUCCACCCUACUGUCCACCCUCGGUUUCCUCAGUUCUGUGGAUGGCUGGAGCCUGAGCCAGGCCAUGGCCAUCAUCCAAUCAAUGCUCUCAGCUGGAGUGUAUAAGAUCACCACAGUCGAGUCGUUGCAGCAGUUGGGCACACUGAUGAAGGGUGUUCCAUCCACUCUGUUCAGCAACAUCUCUGCAACUACACUGCUCAGCGCCCUGCAGUCUCAGACCUUCCUAAAUAACAUGCUCACUGCUCCCAUCACCACGCAACAGAUUGUUGUCAACCAGAUCAUCUCAGUGAACUCCAACCCUGACGCUGUUGUGCAGAAUGUGCCGGACAACAUGACAACGUUGAUUCCUCGCCCGUCUCUGCUGUUUCUGUCUCAACAAACAGCCACAACACUCAAUCGGAAACAGUGGUCCUAUGAUCAGGCCAUGCUGUUCUUUGGCAUAGUGGCUGAUGAGUUCUCCAAUGCAGACAAUAUCUCAUUCCAGGUGUUGCAGGGUUUCACAUGCAGCCGUGUUCAGAGCUUCAGCACUGAGAAGGUGAAGAAUCUGAUCAGAGGCUGCAGGAGCCGUGGCAACACAAAGGUUAUCCUACAGGAGUCACAGCUCACCUGCAUGUACAACUACAUAAAGAAUAACACUCUGACUGUCUUCACUGAUUAUCCUGCUGACAUGCUGCUCUACUACAAUCUUUCUCAGGUGCAGCCGUCUGUGUGUCAGGCAUAUUACUCAGCUCUGGGUGAAGCGGACUUCAGUGUGUUCUCUUCAACGCUAGCUUUCAGGAGAGACGUCCUGUUUACCAACGCUCGCCAGUGCCUCGGAGUCUCGGGGCUGAGUGUGACCCGGAGUCAGCUGGAAGUGAUGGGACAGAUGGUGUGUGUGUUCAACAGCGCUUACAUCCUCCAAUCCGACCCGUACGUGCUGGAGAAACUCAAACUGUGUGCUACUCUAACAAGAGACCAGAGCAGCGCUGUGGAGACAAUCCUGCUCAGCGGGAACACCAUUUAUGGAGCUCCAUCCAGUUGGAAUCAGACCACUCUGACGAGUCUGGGUGUCUUGCCCCUGUACCUGACCUCCAACUUCUGGGCAUACUUUACACAGAAAGAGAAGGUGGAGUUUCUCCGGGUGUUUGUUCCUGAGAUGAAGAACAGAAGAAUGUCGAGACAGAGCAUCUCCGCCCUGAUGACUGAGGCAGGAAAAGUCUCCUUACCCAGUACCAGGGGUUUGUUACGAUCCAAACGUGACACUGCGUGUACGGUGGGGGAAAUAACUCAGAUCCAGGUGAGCGACGAAUCUUUUCCCUUCGGCUACGAUGUGAACCAAUUCAACAUGUGUCUCAGCGUUCAGACCUUAAAGGACAACCUGGCCAGCAUCACAGACAAGGCCACGGGCAGCAACUACCAGCGGGUCAUCCUGGACAAACUCAACCAGGCUUACCCAGCUGGCAUCACUGAUGAAGUUCUGCAGGUCCUUGGCCCCGCCUCCCGCGCCGCCUCCACCAGUGACAUCAGCAAGUGGAGUGUCACAACGAUUAACACGCUGUCAGCUCUGAUGAGGUCAUAUGACGGAAACUGGAGCUCAGAGCAGGUGAGAGCUAUAGUCAGUAGGUAUGUGAGUGGAAACAGAACUCUGGGUUCCUUGGAGCUGAACGCACUGGGAGGAACAAACCUGUGUGCACUGAACACCAGCCUGCUGAGUACCAUCAGCUCCAACAGCCUGCAACUUGCAGGUGCGCUGUCCGUGUCCAACUGCAGUGUGGAGCAGAAGCAGGUUCUGUUCAGAAUCGCUCAGCUCUCCUUCAGUGACCGAACACUGACCAAGAGUACACAGUCCCCCGUGUCCAUAAACUCCUACCAGCUUAUACAGACAUACCUGAGUGGGGCUAAUAUUGACUACGUGCGUACACUCUCCAUCUCCAACAUCAGCAUGGACUUGCUCACCUUCAUCACACUGGACCAGAACGUCGUCAGUAAUCUGACAGUGAGUGAGGUACGAGGUCUGCUUGGCAAUAAUCUUCCCGAUCUAAAGAUGUACGAGAAUAAUACAGUGGUUCACAGCUGGAUCACACGACAACUGCAGACUGAUCUGAACACGCUGGGUAUCGACCUCACUGGGGGACGCGUAGCAUCUACAGCCACUACCGCUAGUCCUAAUGCUAAUGCUAAUGUUAAUGCUACUGCUGCUACCACAGCCAAACCUUCAGGUGCAGGCUCGAGUAUCUCCUCCUCUGGGCUGCAGAAGCUUGUCCUCCUCCUGGUAGUAACCAUGGCAACACUGCAGCUAAUUUACUGAUUAUGACAUCACAGCAGGACGUCAUCGCUCUCUGCAGUGUUUAUAAAUAACAACAAAAUGUAUUUAAAAUCUUGCACUUCCUGUCUGUCUGUCUGUCUGUCUGUCUGUCUGUCUCACACCCCUGGAGUAGCGUUAUCAUGAUCGCGAUACUGAAACAAUAACAUAGUUUUAGUUAUUAAUCAUGAAGUGACUAUAAAUGUGUAAUAAACAAACUGAAAUGAUAUUCACACUUUAAAUAUUUAUUAUUAUUUAAAUAUUCAAUAGUGAAGAAAUGUUUUAAUGAAGGCUUUUAUCUUCUCUCAUCGUGGUGUCUUUGGGUUGUAAAAUGUGCUGCAAAAAUAAAAUAAAAAUUAUUAUUAUUA
Messenger RNA from Ictalurus furcatus (blue catfish), 3695 nucleotides. Its product is annotated as mesothelin-like protein. The coding region runs from base 34 to 3333 and encodes 1099 amino acids. The record is from RefSeq and is a predicted model, not a curated record. Gene Ontology annotation, cellular component: cell surface. Gene Ontology annotation, biological process: cell-matrix adhesion. NCBI's taxonomy places the organism in Eukaryota, Metazoa, Chordata, Actinopteri, Siluriformes, Ictaluridae. The transcript is spliced from 24 exons.